AUGACAGAAGUGCAGCGAAAGGGCUAUGGAAACUUGACUGUCACUGUGGUGGAAGUUCCCAAGUCUUGGCUGAGGUGGUGGUAUAAAUUUCUCCAGCCCAGAAUGCUGUACUGGAAGCCACCUACCCUCAGCAGGGAAAGUGUCAUCACCAGCAGCAAAAAGGGCAAGGGUCCCAGCACCCGGGGGGGACCACUUCCCAUUUUCAUGGCCAUCCCUGUGGACCCACUGGAUGCCAGGUCACUUCAGUCACCUCCGGUUGCCACUUUUGCUGCCUCUUCUUGUGCCCAUGGGUAUUGGCCCCUCAGCCCUUUCACCAAGGUGCAAUGCAAGCCUCCACCUGAUUUCACAGCCUUCGAAGUUUCUACUGAGAAAUCAGUUGAUAGCCUUAUGGAGUUUUCUUCGUAUGUGAGCUAUAUCUCUCUAGCAGAUGACACUAUUGAUGACAUCAGGCAGAGGCUGGCCGGGAAGUCUGAUCUCUUCCUUGGUCCAAGCCCUCCAGACCAGCAAAACCCUGAAGAUGACAGCCGUUGGAGUGUCUACCUUGCUAAGCUGUCUCAGGCCCUGCUAGUCAACAUGGCUGCUGGGAAGGGGGAUCUGCAGAGCCCUUCAGCUGAAAACAGAUGUCAGCUUAGUGAACCUGAGCAGGGCCAGGGCUGCAAGCCAGUGCUGCUGGAGAAAAUGAACCACCUGGACUCUGAGGCUUCUAUGGAUGGUGGUAGUCAGGAUGAGUCCUUUGCUGAGCCAGUAAUGUCAGAAACCUCAGGCAAGCUCAGAUUGGGAAAGCCACUGGCUCAGAAAGUGUGCUGGGAACAGGCUCAGAGUGCCUUUACUGAGGUGACUCGGCUCAAGAAAAGGCUGGAGGACAGGCAGGCCAAGGAUAGGGAGAAUGGUGACCUCACAGGCCAGCAUAGUCCCCAACAGCUGACCCAGGACAUCCCCAGGGAACUAUCUAGCAGCACAGUCUUUUCUGUGUGGUCCAGCAGAACCCGAAUGGAGCAGAGAAGCGCCUUCAGUAAACCAGCCCGGUAUCCAUUAGGGAGACCUGGGUCUACCUCUUUCUUCCAGGAAGGCAGACCUGCAGAUGCCCUCGGGGAACUGUUGGGACUCAUUAAAACGAUAGAUGGCCCUUGUUGGGAUCAACUUUCAAAUUCCAAGCUUUUGGUGGGUAAUUUCUGGAACUUGCAAACGUUGCCACAGAAUGCUCCUCUCUGUGGUGCUUUCUUGGGUGCCCCCACACUGUGGCUAAAGCAUGCCAUGGCCCAGAUACCUACACCCUCCUCAUCCUCGUCUAUUGCCUCUUGGGCCCUCUUGCCACCCACAUUCACCUCCCUGGGCUUGUCCACCCAGAACCGGUGUGCAAAGUGCAACCUCUCCUUUCGCAUGACCUCUGACUUGGUUUUCCAUAUGCGGUCCCACCACAAAAAGGAAUAUGCUGGGCCUGACCUACAUUCUAAGAAUCUGAGAGAAGAGGCCCUCUCAUGCCCCAUUUGCCAUGAGUACUUCCGGGAGCGCCACCAUCUCUCCCGACACAUGAGUUCUCACAGUUAA
Messenger RNA from Pteropus alecto (black flying fox), 1548 nucleotides. It is a transcript of the gene ZNF488, whose product is annotated as zinc finger protein 488. The record is from RefSeq and is a predicted model, not a curated record. Gene Ontology annotation, cellular component: nucleus. NCBI's taxonomy places the organism in Eukaryota, Metazoa, Chordata, Mammalia, Chiroptera, Pteropodidae. The transcript is spliced from 6 exons. The coding region runs from base 1 to 1548 and encodes 515 amino acids. Gene Ontology annotation, biological process: regulation of DNA-templated transcription.